Messenger RNA from Ilex paraguariensis (yerba mate), 882 nucleotides. The record is from the annotation of a GenBank genome assembly. NCBI's taxonomy places the organism in Eukaryota, Viridiplantae, Streptophyta, Magnoliopsida, Aquifoliales, Aquifoliaceae.
AUGGCUGAGUUACAGCCGCCGGAAGCCCCACCUGACCCCGCCCCAACCACCACCACUAUCACUGCCGCCACUCCAAUAGUACCCGUUUCCUCCGAAAUCGACAACACCACCAGCAAUAUCGGCACAAGUUUAGGACCAAAACGCCAACGGCGGCCGAGUGUCCGCCUGGGCGAGAUCGGAGACCCACCAGCCACUAUCUCCAACGAUUCUCAUCCCAGACGACCCAAAACCACCUGGAAAUUUCAUAAACACCCGAGGUUAGUCACUAAAACCUCCAAAACUCGACCUUUGACCAACCUCGUUAACGGGGGUGAUAAUUACCAUGAUAACCUGGACACCAACACCACACACAACCUCGAAUUCGGUAGCCGAAUGCCCAAAUUGAAAAAACCUACAAAAAAAAUACGAACCAAUUUGGCGGCCGUAGCCUUGAAACUCGACAACGGCGGUGUCGUUGGGGAUAAUAGUAGACAAGAUAAUGACGAUGGAAAAGCGUUCAGGGAAUUCGAAGCAGAGGAUUAUUCGGAGAGUCCGGUGAAAGAACAGAGCCCAGUUCAGUCGAUUGACAAUGCGGAGUUGGAUUUUUGGCAUCGGAGGCCAAUUAGGGCUAGGGUUUCCAAGAGUCGUGAUGAUGAGAAUGGAAAGCCGGAAUCGGAUUCUCGGGAGGAACGGAAAUGCGUGACAAGCAAUGAAGGAGUAAGAGAUUGGCUGAUUGGGCUUGGAUUGGGGCGUUAUGCGCCGGUUUUCGAGAUACACGAGGUGGACGAUGAGGUUCUACCCAUGUUGACAUUGGAGGAUUUAAAGGAUAUGGGGAUAAAUGCUGUUGGUUCGAGGCGGAAAAUGUACAUCGCCAUUCUCAAGCUUCGGAAGAGGUUUUCGUGA